Arachis stenosperma is the source of this 1636-nucleotide messenger RNA. RefSeq names its product amino acid transporter ANT1. Gene Ontology annotation, cellular component: vacuolar membrane. The transcript has 3 exons. NCBI's taxonomy places the organism in Eukaryota, Viridiplantae, Streptophyta, Magnoliopsida, Fabales, Fabaceae. Gene Ontology annotation, molecular function: amino acid transmembrane transporter activity. Gene Ontology annotation, biological process: amino acid transmembrane transport. Bases 291 to 1541 code for a protein of 416 amino acids. The record is from RefSeq and is a predicted model, not a curated record.
UUGUUCACACUUCUGUUCCAACGCUCCCAUUUUGCAAGUAACCAUGUUUGUUACUUCUUUCCUUUCCAUUUUCAUUCUCCACUGCAUCCAAUCGUUUCCAAGUAACUUUCAAUUACCCUCUAUACCCAAUAUAAAAUUCUAUAAAAUCCAAAAAGAAAAGAACAAGAACCAACGAAUCACGUAAUCAUUUGGGGUCACUAAUUCAUUGAUCCACACAUCCAACUCCACUGUUCCGUUUGUCGUAUAAACACCGGAACCCUAAUUUUUUAGGGGAAUCGUGGUUCGAGAAGAUGGUGAAUCUUGACACCGGAACCGUGUCACAACAACUUUUGGAGCCUCAUCAUUCAACCAAAGCUUCAAAGCUUCAAACUUUGGGGAACAUCAUAGUCUCUGUUGUUGGAACUGGAGUUCUAGGUCUCCCCUUUGCUUUUCGGAUCGCUGGAUGGGUUGCUGGGUCGCUUGGUGUUGCAAUCGUCGGCGUAGCCACCUACUAUUGCAUGCUCCUUCUUGUUACGUGCAGACGGAAGUUGUCUUCAGAAGAACUACUAGUGGAAGCAAUAACUUAUGGAGACCUGGGUUAUAGGAGCUUUGGAACCUCGGGUCGCUAUAUGACAGAGAUUUUGAUUUUGCUGGCACAAAGUGGAGGAUCGGUUGCAUAUUUGGUAUUUAUUGGACAAAAUCUCCAAUCUGUAUUCCAAAGCUAUGGAUUUGCGAUGAGCAGCUUUAUAUUUAUGUUAGUGCCAGUUGAAAUUGGAUUGUCGUGGAUAGGCAGCUUAUCUGCUCUAGCACCUUUUAGCAUUUUUGCUGAUGUUUGCAAUGUCCUAGCCAUUGGAAUUGUGGUGAAGGAAGACAUACAACAGAUCCUACAGGGUGAAUUUUCGUUUGGACAAAGGACGACAAUCACAUCCAACAUUGGGGGAUUGCCAUUUGCAGCAGGCAUGGCGGUUUUUUGUUUUGAGGGUUUUGGAAUGACACUAGCCCUAGAGAAUUCUAUGCGGGAUAAAUCCAAAUUCCCAAGAUUGCUGGCUCAAACUUUUAGUGGGAUUUCAUUUGUAUACAUUCUUUUUGGGUUUUGUGGUUACAUGGCUUUUGGGGAAGAAACCAGAGACAUUGUGACUCUCAACCUCCCUAGAGAUUGGUCAUCUCUUGCAGUACAGGUAGGAUUAUGUAUGGGGCUUGUAUUCACAUUCCCAAUCAUGUUACAUCCAAUUAAUGAGAUUAUUGAAGGUAAAUACAAAAUCGGCCGGAGGGAAAAUGAUGAAUCGGCAAGAGUAGGAAAGAUUGCGAUAUACAUCAGCCGUGCAGUGGUGGUGGUUGUGCUUGCAGUCUUGGCUUCUUUCGUGCCAGAAUUCGGCGUGUUUGCAUCAUUUGUGGGGAGUACUAUAUGUUCAAUGAUGUCAUUUGUAUUGCCAGCCACAUUUCACCUAAAACUGUUUGGCCCUUCUCUAAGCACUUGGCAGAAAGCCUUGGAUUUUAUUGUGUUACUCUGUGGAUUAUUCUUUGCUAUUUAUGGCACUUACAACACAGUGGUUGGAGUUUGAUGCUUCUAGAGGUUGAAGAUGUUUUAAAGUUUGUAAUUUGUAUGUAGCAUAAAUGUUAUAGUUAUUCGAGCCAGCUUACUUUUGUGGUUCGCAAA